Messenger RNA from Cyprinodon variegatus (sheepshead minnow), 2074 nucleotides. RefSeq names its product FEZ family zinc finger 1 (gene fezf1). Lineage: Eukaryota; Metazoa; Chordata; Actinopteri; Cyprinodontiformes; Cyprinodontidae. Gene Ontology annotation, cellular component: nucleus. The transcript has 4 exons. Bases 45 to 1337 code for a protein of 430 amino acids. The record is from RefSeq and is a predicted model, not a curated record.
AGCUCCGACCCCUCGCUCCUUCUCCUUCUUUCCCUCUCCUCUUCAUGAUGGACGGUUCUCUGUGCCGCGCAGCGGGUGUCCUCGGCGCCCCCCCGGCCACCGGGAGCCAUCCGGCGGGCUCAGACUCGCUCUCCUCCGGCGGCGGCAGCUCCAAGCCUCUCGCCUUUUCCAUCGACCGGAUUAUGGCCAGGACGCCCGAGCCCAGGUCGAUACCGCUCGGCUCCUGGUUCCAGGCGUCUCCCGCGGGGAAACCCGACGUGUGUCCGUCCUCGCUGCACUGCAUGAUCCCGCUGGUGCCGCUCGGCUAUGAGGCGGGUCACCGGCUCAGCAUCGGCGGGCUGGAUCCGGGCCACCUGGACUCUCAUCUCCAGGCUCCGGUGGACUUUUUGGGCUUCGGGUUGAACUAUCGGAGCCAGCAGGAGGACUCGGCGGUGAGUCAAAGCAGCGGCCAGUAUAAGCUGUUCAGACCGCGGGUGGUGAACCAGUCCUCCCUCUCCACCGUGGGCACCAUGUGCUACCUGAACUGCGCCGGGGACGCGGGGGCCUGCGCCCCGCCGGCCGGCCUGGUCAACCUGCACCCGAUGGCCUCCUACCUCCUCACCGCCCGACACAAAGCCCUCCUAGCGGAGAAGAGCAAGCAGCAGGCCGGGGAGCGCUACUCGGUUCCCGGGGCCUUCAAGCAGCUGUCCCCCAGCCAGAUCCAGACCUACAUGAAGGAGCGGGACCAGAUCUACAAAGGCUCCCCGGCAGCAGCGGCAGCAGCAGCGGCCAGGCUCAGCGGCUCCUGCUCCGGAUCCAAACCCAAAGUCUUCAUCUGCGAGGUCUGCGGAAAGGUGUUUAACGCGCAUUACAACCUGACCCGCCACAUGCCCGUGCACACCGGCGCGCGGCCCUUCAUCUGUAAGGUCUGCGGGAAAGGCUUCCGGCAGGCCAGCACGCUGUGCAGACACAAGAUCAUCCACACUCAGGAAAAACCUCACAAGUGUAACCAGUGCGGGAAAGCGUUUAACCGGAGCUCCACGCUCAACACGCACACACGGAUCCACGCGGGAUACAAACCCUUUGUGUGCGAGUUCUGUGGGAAAGGAUUCCACCAGAAAGGGAACUACAAGAACCACAAGCUGACCCACAGCGGGGAGAAGCAGUUCAAAUGCUCCAUCUGCAGCAAGGCGUUCCACCAGGUGUACAACCUCACCUUCCAUAUGCACACUCACAACGACAAGAAGCCCUUCACCUGCCCCACCUGUGGGAAAGGCUUCUGCAGGAACUUUGACCUGAAGAAGCACAUCAGGAAGCUGCAUGACCCGGCCGGGGCGCCAUCCGCCCUGGAGUCCUGAAAUCAGCUGCGGACGCAGAAACCCAGACUUCCUGGUCUGCUGAGGACAGAUUCUAGGAACAAUGGCCUGCCUUCAGGUCUCUGCACUUUCUCUGCUCCAGUUAUUGUUAAUCAGCCAAAUGAAAAGCUCUAAAGUAUUGUAGUGUUUAUCUUCCCUGAUGUUUUAGCCUGCAUAUGCUGCCCCCUGCUGUCUGAACUGGGAGUGACUGAAUUCUUGGAGCUCACCAAAGGACGCCUCUGACUCUUCACAUGGAGACUGGUGUGCAUGAAUCAUUCCCUCACCUUUGUGCUGUUUCCCCCUCCAAAUAAAAAGUCACUAUUGAUAAGUCCUGACUCCUAUCAUGUUCUGACCCAGAGAGCUCACUGAGGGCAGCUCUGGUUCUCAUCCUCGGUUGGACCCCCUCCACCCAGACCGUCACCAUGGAAACCCAAAAAAGGCAGCGAUGGGGUUUCUGAGCGUGUCCAAGCACAGCAGUGGCCUCCCAGGCCCAAUAAGGACUCAUCCUGACCUCCCGGUCGGCUGGCCUCUGAACCUCUGCGCUCUCGGGUCCAUGAACAUUUGGCUGAGAGCAUCUUUAUAAAACCCCCAAACUGAUGCUAUUUAUUGUGUAAUUAGUCCUCAGCGAGUCGUUCAGGCAGAUCUCUGAGGUAAACCCAGAACUCCUCUACCUCCUCAGAUGUUUCACCCUUUCUCUGGUUCAGAGAGCAGACAGUAAAAAUGUUUUUACAGAUUCAAAU